AUGCGAAACUCUUGGCGAAUGACUAAGCCAAUAACAAAUAUACCAGCAAGUAGGGCUCUUACCUUUCGCCUGAAUUAUAUUUGUGGAUUUCUACAAGCACUAGAACCAAGUGCCAAAUUGGAUGUUGGGAAAUUGGGAUGCAACGCCCUCAGUGUUUCCCUGACCUAUGGAACUUCCCAUGCGGCCGACACGCUAUCAACGCCUGCUCCCCGAUCGCUACGAAAGUCAGCAUAUCAAAAGUCUCGGGAAUCAUUCCACUGUCAAGCAAGAAGUUUCGAUGUUGCCAAGUUCGUAUUCAGAAUACUACAAUACUCCCAAUUUGCUCCAACAGUCAUCCUUGGCCGCGCCUAUCAACUGGGAGAGGUUUGCUUUUCGAUAUAUGAAGGGAGCUUGUUACUGUGCUUAAGGAAAAUGGAAUCAAGUAUUAAGACCGUGAAUACAUCAGAACUCCCAAGGGCAUUGAAGGAGGUAAUAUGCCAAAAAGCAGGAUGCGGCAACCUGACUCUUUCUCCUUUUUCUGCGGUGUUUGAGCCUGAUGCAUCUGUUCCUCGAGGUGCAGCCCGCAAUCCCAACAUGGGGGGUGUGGGCAGUGCCUGCAAGGGGUUCCCUCAUCCCCAUCGCCUGAAUUCACGCAUCCGCAGCCGCAGCAUUGCCAAGCCAUCGUUGUCUAAAUUCUGGGGUGGCGUGAGGCUUUGCAAUGAGUGUGGUAAGUAUCGAGUUGUAAUAUACACGAUUUGCCUGAAGAAAAAUGGGAAUUAUACGCACGUCAUCCUUUUCCAACAGAAAUUAGAUUUGAGCCGUCAUUCGCGAACGCUGGUAGGGCGUAUAAAUGAAGCGGUCACAUGUAACUGCGACAUUGUAAAUUGGCUCAAAGAAUCUCUCAUCAUUAUUGGACGCACUUCAAGGACAAACCAAGCUCUUAGAAAACAAAAGACGUCUUCACGGGAUAUUAGGUCAACGGGAAAUAAUACUCAAUACUUAUUGGCGAUAUUCAAGAGUGCUUCCUCUCGUCGCUCGCUAAAGCAAUCUGUCGCGGCGUCAUGGCUGGCUCAGAAAGAGGCCGUUAAAGACAAGACUCAACCCAGAUCGCGCUUACCUCAAAGGGAAAAGCCCCUCGUUCUCAUCACCUUAUUCCAACCUCGAAAUGAUCUCCACUCUUGGUCACGAGUCCUUGCAAUUCCUCGCUUUCUCAUCAACGCUCUACCCUCGCUAGCUCUCAUGUUUGAGAAGCACGCACGAAAUCAGCAGCCGAGGACGCAAAGUUCCGGUGCCACACUCCGGCAGCCACGGUGGAAACACAUCGACUCGUGCUUAGAGCAGCCAGUGUGCAAAAUGUGUAAGAUGAAGAAAUACGAAGAUGCAAGGACAGAGGAUCGCGAUCUAAUUUCUUCUGCUCGAAAAGUAACGGGAGACAUUUCUUACAAAGGCUCGCCUAAAAUUCGUGCCUUUUUUGUUGGAACCUGGGAGAACAACCAGCACUCUAGCACUCCCAAAGUAGACAAGCCCAACAGCUAUCGACACUCUUUUGACCUUCCCGUUCAAGAAGAAAUCAAUUCGUCUAGAAACCACCCACUGGCAAGCUUUUCCGAAUUCGGACCUGCCGACCCAAAGCUGGGGAAGCGCGUGCGUGGGUUUAUGCACACUUCCCGCCCAUCACCAAACAAAAUAUUUUAUUCUGACACUCACCGCUUUCACUUUCGACCUUACAAUCCGAUUCCACCUCCGACAUCCCUUCCAUACUUCCUAAGCCCACCAAAAGCCCGGCCAGGCACCCAUUCUCAACCAUAA
Molecule: messenger RNA, 1788 nt
Organism: Lindgomyces ingoldianus
Lineage: Eukaryota; Fungi; Ascomycota; Dothideomycetes; Pleosporales; Lindgomycetaceae
Exons: 21
Coding region: 1-1788 (595 amino acids)
Source: RefSeq, a predicted model, not a curated record